AUGGUCGAGGAUCACAAUAUUUCUGUUUUGCAAUAUUAUCGAUCGCAAGGCACUGGAAUAUACAAGAUCGAGUCUCAGGAUCGAAUCAUUGAUUCUGGAAGAAACGCCGACAAAAUCGACAUAAGCAAAGUUGUAUCCAACGAUAUAAAUAAGACUGGAGGAUUGCAAAAGGAAAUGGAAAUAUUCCUCGGCGCUAAAGUGAUGUUGAGAGCGAACAUCAUCGUUGAAAAGGGACUGGUUAGUGGCGCAAUCGGCAACAUUACAGAAAUUCAUUGGCCAAAUUUCAGACGCGACCAGAUUGAUAAAGACAUUCCCGACUUAAGCAUUGACUUUGGGCCAGAUGGAAUCCAUCGGAUUGAGCCGAGAUGCGUGGAAUUUGAUGGAAAACUGAAUUAUGGAAAAGUCGAGCCAAGACAACUGCCUAUAAUUCUAUGCUGGGCAUGCACAGUGCAUAAAAUGCAAGGCUGCACAGUUGAUCACGCAGUUGUCUAUUUAGGACCAGCACUUUUUGAAACGGGCUAG
Physella acuta is the source of this 522-nucleotide messenger RNA. Its product is annotated as ATP-dependent DNA helicase PIF1-like. NCBI's taxonomy places the organism in Eukaryota, Metazoa, Mollusca, Gastropoda, Physidae. The record is from RefSeq and is a predicted model, not a curated record.